This is a messenger RNA of Sphaeroforma arctica JP610, 3943 nucleotides long. RefSeq lists its product as hypothetical. Gene Ontology annotation, molecular function: ATP binding; DNA binding; histone binding. The transcript has 22 exons. The coding region runs from base 1 to 3156 and encodes 1051 amino acids. Gene Ontology annotation, cellular component: nucleus. NCBI's taxonomy places the organism in Eukaryota, Ichthyosporea, Ichthyophonida. Gene Ontology annotation, biological process: positive regulation of transcription by RNA polymerase II. The record is from RefSeq and is a predicted model, not a curated record.
AUGGGCGACUUCCACAGCAAGGCGCAGAAAACCACCAAGCUUAUUGUGAAAGCCAUUACCGACUACUUCAACUCGCAAGAGAAAGAGGCGCGCAUCAAAGACGAGAUCAAGGAACGCGCACGUAUGCGCGCUCUGAUGGAAGACAACGAGGCGGAGUAUCGCAAACUCAUUGACGAGAAAAAGGACAGUCGGUUGGCAGCGCUCCUCAACCAGACCGACAGCUACAUGUCAACGUUAACUGAUUUGGUGCAAGAUCACCAGGUCAAGGAAAGGGUGUCGCGUCGAGAGAGUGAGGCUCGUGCAGCUGGACUGACUACAAAUAAAGACGACAUCUACAAAGAGGAAGUGGAGGCCACCAAAGGCGGUACCGGGGGGUUUGGGCAGGACUCGUAUAUGGCUGUGGCGCACAAGGUCACCGAGCCAGUCCUGACACAACCAAAAAUGCUCGAGAACGGCCAACUCAAGCCGUAUCAGCUGAAGGGUGUGGAGUGGAUGGUGUCGCUAUACAACAACAAUCUCAAUGGGAUUCUGGCUGACGAAAUGGGCCUCGGCAAAACUAUUCAGACGAUCGGACUGAUCUCGUAUCUUAUUGAGGCCAAGCGCGUGAAUGGGCCGUACUUGGUAGCUGUCCCGUUGUCGACCUUGUCCAAUUGGUGGAAUGAGUUCAAUAAAUGGGUGCCCACCAUGAAGGUGUUGCGAUAUAAAGGCGCGCGACAGGAGCGGAAGAAUCUCAAGCCUCAAGUGCUGCAGUGUCAUUACAAUGUGCUGUUGACCACGUACGACUUCGUCAUGAAGGACAAGGCUACGCUUGGCAAGGUGAAGUGGACCUAUCUGAUCAUGGACGAAGGCCACCGCAUCAAGAACAGUGAUUCUAAACUGGUCAAAGUGCUCAAGAAUAGUUACCACAUACCGCAUCGGCUGCUAUUGACUGGAACACCGCUGCAGAAUUCUCUGCCUGAGUUGUGGGGUCUGAUGAAUUUCCUGCUGCCAACUAUCUUUAAUUCGGGUCAGAAUUUCGAUGACUGGUUCAAUGAACCCAUUUCGGCCACAGGCGACAAAGACAUGACUCGAAGACGUGCUGAGUUACAUUGUCUCCAAAUAAUUUUGUUGCAUCUUCAUCUGUGUACUCUCGAAUCUCAUAUCUGUUCACUUUUGGUAUAUAACUUUAGCGUGUGGGGGUUCAUUCGCGUUAAUAUAGUUGAAUGCAAGUAUCUAGUCUCAAAUACCGAGACCGCGCAAAUUAAUCGUAAUCAAAUGGUCAAGUUGAUGAACGAUAACACCAUCAAAACCACCGGCGUCACUAAUGUGCUGAUGGAGAUGCGCAAAGUCUGCAAUCAUCCUUUCCUAGUCAAAGAUUGCGAAGAUAAUAUAUUGAACCAGUACGGCAAUGUGGGGGACCUUAUUUGGAAAACCUCCGGCAAAUUUGAAUUGCUGGACAGAAUUCUACCCAAGUUACGAGCCACUGGUCAUCGAUCGCUGUUGUUCUCACAAAUGACCAAACUACUGGAUGUCCUCGGAGACUAUCUUGACUGGAAGGGUAUCAAAUAUCUUCGACUGGAUGGUACCACGAAGGCCGAUGAUCGUGGGGAAAUGCUGGCACAAUAUAACUCAGACGAGUCCGAAUAUGAGAUCUUUCUCCUCAGUACACGUGCAGGGGGUUUGGGUCUCAACCUGCAGACAGCCGAUACGGUGCUGAUCUUCGACAGUGACUGGAAUCCGCACCAGGAUUUACAGGCGCAAGAUCGCGCCCAUCGUAUCGGGCAGAAGAACGAGGUCCGUGUCUUGCGGUUCGUCAUGUGUAACAGUGUGGAGGAGAUUAUGCUGGAAGCCGCCACUCGCAAGCUUAACAUGGACAAGCGUAUCAUCCAGGCCGGAAGAUUUGAUCAGCAGACUACAGCCAUGGAGCGACGUGACAUCCUUGAGCAGGUUUUAAAGAGUCAACAACACGACUCAGACACUGAAAGCGAAAGCGAAAAUGACGAGGACGAGCAGGACGACGAAGAUGUGGAGCGCGACGAGCAGGGCAAUGUCCAAAAAAACAAGUGGAGUGGCAACAGUAAGAGCGUGCGUUACCACAAUUGGGACGAAAUCAACGAUUUUCUUGCGCGUUCCGAUGAGGAGAAAGCCAUUUUUGAGGACAUGGACCGAGAGUUACAAGAGAAUGAAUCUAUUUAUAGAAUCACAGACCGCUUCAUCAAGAAGGAGGACAUUCCGGAAGUGUACCGCAAAACGGGGGCUGAGGUCAGGACGCUACUUCUUACGAAAGAACCUGAAUAUGGCAGGGGUGUCAGAGAGCGAGAGGCCGUGUCAUAUGACGAGAACGUGUCUGAGAAGGAUUACUUCUCUGCUGUUGACAAGGGCAUAUCCGUGUCGGAAAUGAGGGAGCGACGCGAGGCGAAGAAGAGACGGCUGAACCCAGAAGACGCCGAAGUGGAGGACCCUUUUGGAGAGACACCGCCGCGCGUUGCGAGCCCGGACCCUUUUGGUGAAACACCGCCACCUCCUGAAGUGGAGGAACCUGCCGACGAACCACAAAUCGACUUGCAGCUUGGAUCUGGAUCCGAAUCGGAAAGGCCGCCAAUUCAAAAAAUCAAAAUACCGUUUAAACGAGACAGGACAAAAAAGGAGAGGUUAAAGGACAAGGAUAGACCGAAGGAUAAAGACAGGGAACGAAGCAAGAGUCGGAAUAAGGACCGCAGCAAAAGCAGAGACAGGCACGAGUCCAAAAACAAACGUAAGGAUAAAAAGGAAAGCGUACCUGAUCAUAGUGGCAACAACAGUGCGGAUGCUUCUGAAACUGGUACGGAAAAUGCCAAUAACGGGACAGACUAUACUUAUAAUAAUAAGUACGCGCACAGCUCUCGCCGGGAUCGAUCUAGGACGUCACGGAAACGAAAGCAAGCGUCGCAAAAUAGUGGUGGCGAAGACGAAUAUAAUGACCAUUGCACGCCCAAAGAAAUGGGGCUGAUCAUGAACUAUAUCAGGCGGCAGGAUCAUGGGCAACUCACAGAAGCCUUCGAGGUGCUUCCCAGCCCCCAGGAUGUACCUGGGUACUACGAUGUUAUAAACGACCCAAUUGCGCUCAAGCAUGUACAGCUUCCACAUUGCCUCAGGAACGUAUUGAUACCGGAGUGUACACAUCUCGCCAAGGAUUAAGGGAGGAUAUCGAAUUACUAGUGAAUAACGCACAUAUGUUCAAUCCAGAGGACAGUCAGAUAUGUAAGAAUGCCAGCAAGAUACUGAAAGCGUUUUUCAAGGGAUGUGAAAAAGUGGAUCGCAAACGGAUGCGCAAAGUAAAGCGCCAGCGAGCCGCCGAUGAUUUAGCGGCGGAAGAACCUCAAAAAAUAUCAUUUAAAUUGCUGCAACCACACAAGCAACCACGGGAGGAUUCCGGGGGUGACAAAGAUGAUGAGAGUGACGAAGAUCGGCCCAAACCUUCCACGGGACCAAAAUUAUCAUUCCUCUUCAAGCAACCUAAACGCAGACCGCCCUCUGAUGAAGAGGACUAUUAAAGAGCGGGCCAUACAAUAGAGAAUAUAUCAGACGUAGUAUCUAUCGAACAAGAAGGCAUGUCACUUUCUAGCAUUCGUGUACGCACUCGAAGUUCAUGGUUUGCCAUGAUAUGGACUUCUGCAUAGUAUAGUCUAUCUCAUGAGUCCAGGCAUCAGCGUAAGUCAACCCUUAAAACCCUCAAAUCAGCGUAAGGCCCGCACGUUGGUAUCCCAAGACGGAGUGGGUUGCUUCCAACAGGUAUUAUCGAGCAACGACAAACGUGCUAUCGCUACCACAGCACGAAGGCCGGUCACCAACACAAUACGACCUCGGAAGUAUUAUUCUCAGUAUGUACUAAAUGCCGAGUAUCACGAUCUCCAGACAACGACUACGAGCAAGUUUCUAUUCAUGUGUGUUAUUAGAACUGGAAAAAAAUAGUCGAGGACCUAGC